Molecule: messenger RNA, 725 nt
Organism: Anopheles maculipalpis
Lineage: Eukaryota; Metazoa; Arthropoda; Insecta; Diptera; Culicidae
Exons: 3
Coding region: 3-725 (240 amino acids)
Source: RefSeq, a predicted model, not a curated record
AAAUGCGUACCGGCUUAAUUGUGGUGGCCCUAAUGGCCCUUACGGCCACCGUCGGAGUGAAUGAGGUCGCUGGACAGAAUAUCAUUCUGGACGCUAUUAUGCGGCGCAUUCUGGAGAAUCUGCGUGACCUGAUGCGUACGGGCAAUCCGGAAACGGGUAUGCCAGUACUGGCCCCGUACCACAAUCCGGAUCUCUUCAUCAAUGCCAGCUUCGGUGGGCUGCUUGACUUUGAUGCUCGCUUCACACCGAUGAACAUAAUCGGGCUGGAUACGUUCGUGGGACGGCUGCAGGUCGAUCUGGCAACGCUUCGCUUCCCCUUCGAGUUCCGUUUCGCAGAGAUCAGUGCCAACGGGUUUUACGACGCAAACGGUCGUCUGUGGGGUUUGAUUCCGAUCUUCGGUAUUGGUGAUUUCUCCGUGCGGCCACGCGAUGUGUUAGCGACCGGGUUUGCUACCAUCACCGACAAUGGGCAGGGUUUCCUAAUGCUGUCCGACUUCUCAAUCAGCCUGCAGAUCGGUUCGCUUGAAAGCAACAUUCAGGGACUGCUGCUUGGUGGUGAUUUGUCCGAUCUGCUCAAUGCCGUCAUUCAGGACAUUGUACCAUCGGUACUGCGUAACUUCCCCGACGGCAUGACAAAUCUACUGAACGCGCUGAUCAUUCCGAUCGCAAACCGAUUCCUUGCUACUCGUACCAUGGAGGAUCUGAUGGGUUUGCUGUUCCCGUAA